Messenger RNA from Cydia fagiglandana, 950 nucleotides. RefSeq names its product pre-mRNA-splicing factor 38 (gene Prp38). Gene Ontology annotation, cellular component: precatalytic spliceosome. NCBI's taxonomy places the organism in Eukaryota, Metazoa, Arthropoda, Insecta, Lepidoptera, Tortricidae. Bases 17 to 922 code for a protein of 301 amino acids. The transcript has 2 exons. The record is from RefSeq and is a predicted model, not a curated record.
GUCAAAAAUAGUAGAAAUGGCGAACCGGACGGUAAAGGACGCGAAAUCAAUUCGCGGCACAAAUCCACAAUAUUUAAUAGAAAAAAUCAUCAGAGCACGUAUAUACGAUUCCAAAUAUUGGAAAGAAGAAUGUUUCGCUCUUACAGCAGAGUUGUUGGUGGACAAAGCGAUGGAAUUACGCUACGUCGGCGGCGUGCACGGGGGUUUUAUUUACCCGACUCCUUUUCUAUGUUUAGUGCUCAAAAUGCUGCAAAUUCAACCUGAGAAAGAUAUCGUGGUCGAGUUCAUUAAGAACGAAGAGUUUAAAUAUGUGCGUGCAUUGGGCGCUUUUUACAUGCGCCUCACAGGAACGUCCGUGGACUGUUACAAGUAUUUGGAGCCCUUAUUCAACGAUAACCGCAAAUUGAGGCGUCAGAAUCGCCAGGGACAGUUCGAAAUAGUGCACGUAGACGAAUUCAUAGACGAGCUGCUUCGUGAAGAGCGUUUAUGCGACGUGAUACUGCCUAGGAUACAGAAAAGGCAUGUACUGGAGGAAAACAACGAGCUGGAGCCUAAAGUAUCAGCCCUGGAUGAUGAUUUGGACGAAGAUAUGCCCUCCGAUGACGAUAAUGACCCAGAAUCCAAAGAAAACAGAAGAGACAAGGACAGAAGGGACAGGGAUAAGAGGAGAGAAAGAUCACGAGACCGUGAUCGCCGUCCGAAAGACCGCAAACGGGAGCGCUCGCGCAGCAGAGAACGCGAACGGCGGCGAGAACGAGACCGCGAGAGGGAGAAGGAACGCGAGCGCGAGCGAGACCGCGACAGAGAACGCAGAGAGCGCGAACGUGAAAAAGAGAGGGACAGGGAGAAGGAAAGAGACAGGGAGAGGAGGGAGAGGCGUGAGGUUGAGAGAAGGGACAGAGACAGGGGCGGGAGGUAUUAGUGUAAGAAUAAAACUGUGUUAAGAACCA